CGUCUUGCCUCCAUUUUGCUGUGGUGUGUGCGUGCUUGCGCAGUGUAGGUGUAAACUGAGGAGAAAACAGAACGGAAAGCGGACGCGCGGUGAAAUAUCUACAGAAAUGGACGGCAUCGGCGAUGUUACAGUUGGAGUGAAGAGAGGAUCAGACGAGCUGAGUAUGUACAACAGUCCCAACUCUGGCAUGAGCAGUAUCAGUGAUGGGGCUUCCAAUGGCAGUGACAGUAAAAAGCUGAGGGUGGAGGAGGCUCCUCCCUCCCGUGUUCUCCACAUCAGGAAGCUGCCCAACGAGGCCUCAGAGACAGAAGUCAUCUCCCUCGGCCUGCCUUUUGGCAAAGUCACCAAUAUCCUCACACUAAAGGGAAAGAACCAAGCAUUCUUAGAGAUGGGGACAGAAGAGGCAGCCAUCACUAUGAUCAACUACUACACCACAGUAACUCCACAUGUCCGCAAUGCCCCCGUCUAUAUUCAGUACUCCAAUCACAAAGAACUGAAAACUGAUGCUGGAAAUCAGCGGACCCAGGCAGUGCUGCAGGCGGUGACAGCUGUCCAGUCUGGUGGGUCACCAAGUUCAGAUGUUCAAGAAGCUCUCGCCGCAGCCUCCAGUCCAGUGCUGCGGAUCAUCAUUGACAACAUGUUCUACCCUGUGACGCUGGAUGUGCUCCAACAGAUUUUCUCCAAGUUUGGUACAGUCAUGAAGAUAAUCACAUUCACCAAGAACAAUCAGUUCCAGGCCCUUCUACAGUUCAGUGACCCUGUUAAUGCACAGCAGGCUAAACUGGCAUUGGAUGGUCAGAAUAUCUACAACUCAUGCUGCACGCUGCGUAUAGACUUUUCCAAGCUGGUGAACCUCAAUGUAAAGUACAACAACGAUAAGAGUCGUGACUACACACGUCCUGAACUUCCUGCUGGUGACGGACAGCCAAGCAUUGAUCCCUCAGUGGCUGUUGCCUUCAGUAAAGAUUCCAACUCCCUCCUCGGUAAGAUCCCAGGAGCCCUGAGCCCUCUGAGCGCAGCGGCAGCGGCUGCUGCAGCUGCAGGGAGGGUGGCCCUCGCUGGACAGACAGGGUCCAGCGGGGUCCUGCUGGUCAGCAACCUCAACGAGGAGAUGGUUACGCCCCAAAGUCUGUUUACCCUCUUCGGGGUCUAUGGUGAUGUCCAGAGGGUAAAGAUUCUUUACAAUAAGAAGGACAGCGCUCUCAUUCAGAUGUCCGAUGCCAACCAGGCCCAGCUCGCAAUGAGUCACUUGAACGGCCAAAAGAUGUAUGGGAAGAUCAUCCGAGUGACGCUCUCCAAGCACCAGACUGUGGCACUGCCCCGUGACGGCCUGGACGACCAGGGUCUCACUAAAGACUACGCCAAUUCGCCACUUCACCGCUUUAAGAAACCCGGAUCCAAAAACUUCCAGAACAUCUUCCCGCCCUCCGCCACUCUCCAUCUCUCCAAUAUCCCACAAGAUGUGACGGAGGAUGACCUGCGACUGCUCUUCUCCAACACUGGAGGCAACGUGAAAGCAUUCAAGUUUUUCCAGGAUCGCAAAAUGGCUUUGAUCCAGAUGUCAACGGUGGAGGAGGCGACCCAGGGUUUGAUCGAACUUCACAACUACAACAUGGGAGGCAACCAGCACCUGAGAGUCUCCUUCUCCAAGUCCACUAUUUAAGAAUGUGAGCCUGAGCCACAAACUCGGUCAGACAUCUUUCAGACUGUGUCUGGACACUGGGCGGGACCAUGUGGAUUUCAUCAGUUGUGUUGAUAACUGUCAUUCCUUCAGAGACACUGAAACCUUUGACCUUUUUUUGUUUGUUUGUUUUGAAGAGAACAGUUGAGUGUAGCCCUGGUCAGACCUGGUCUUAAGAUCUGUUUCAUGUAGUUUAAUCACAAGAGGACAGCUCUUCAGCACAUUCUCUCAGAAUAUGUCUCCAUUGACCACCCGUGGACCCAGUGGAACCUGAUGUUUAGAAAUUGCACACGCGCAGUGCCGUACGUAUAUGUUUUCGUAUCAAUGUGCGUAACUUGUGAAAAGCAAGUCAGUGGUUCUGUGUCCACACUGGGAUUGGGUCGGGUUUGAUCUCAGUGAUCUGAUCAAACACGUGUCUGCGUGUUUUCACACCUGUGUGUAGAGCUGUUCACCUGAGACAGAUGUUAGCAGGUGUGAACAGGCUCCGCCUCCCAGCUUCUCUUAACUGUACCUCUGUAUUUUUAUGUCAAAAUCUUGACACGGUUGAUUGUCCCUCUGUAUAAUAGUUUUGAUGUAGAUGAAUGUUUGAUUCUUGAUUUCAUUGAAAAGAGACAGUACUCAUGUGCCUUACUCGACAUUAUCAACAGUUUAUACAGAUAGUCAUCUUCAUAACUAUCCUCCUAUGCUUUAGAGGCACAUUGGUAUUGAUUUGGUUUUUUGGGGUGAUGAGAAUGCCAGUUUUUUUGUUAUCCUGCAGACGUCAUUAUUAUACUUUCUGAUUUCUCUUUUGUUCCAGACUUUUAGAUUCAUGACCUUUUCUUUUUAGUUAGAACAGAGAGGAAUUUUCCCGAGGCAACGUUUUACAAGUUUUUACAGCAGCCUGUAACUGGCAGUUUAACUUGAACUUCAUUAUUCCACGGGUUUUCAAAGUCUGAGGCUGUGCCCCCCCCCCCCCCCCCCCCCCCCCCCCGCUGACACAGCUGGGAGGGUACAGCCCCUCGUCUUAUGCUACAUCCACACAUUAUUUCAUUUGUUUUAAAAUGCAUCAACAUCUGAUUUGACCUUCUGUCGUCGCUGCCUCUGUUUUAAUUUGAACCCUCUUGUGUUGAGUUGUAGUCUGGACAGAAACAGACCUUUUGAAAACAAAGCCACGGCACACGUGUGGAUGUGAAACUAGUCAAUCUGAUUCGAUUGAUUGUUAGAAAAAUAGAGAUCUGAUCUGUAAAUCCUUAUUAAGCUCAGAAACAAAGACGUCAGGUGACAGCAGUGAACCAGUUUAGUUUUAAAGAAGCAUUUGGAGCAGAUGGUAAAUGCAUCAGCACAAAUGUGUUUUGGUAGAAAGUCACAGUUGUGAUGCAUUUGGACAGAAAGUGUUGGACGUCGUUAGAUCAAGAUUGUGGAUGCAGAUGGUUUUUGUUUUUAAAUACUUUUUAUAAAGAAAACAGUGGCUGUAGCUGUAGUUUUCCAUCAUUUCAUUCACACUACAUAAACAUCUUUUUAGUUUCUGACUCUGAAAACAGUCAUUUUAGUUCAUCUCUUAACAUCACACACACACACACAGGUCAUGAUUGGGAUUUUUUUUUUAAUUGACCAUUUGCUAAGCUCUGCUCUGGGUGGCCCCCCCCCCCCUCCCACUUUGACCCCCUGAAUUAUUCCAUAAACAUGUUACCUGUGGGAUUAUUUUCCACCAUUUUGGCUCAAGAGAAAGUUCUUUUACAGUAGCUCCUGGUGAAGUUGUUGUUUGUGUGUGUUUCUGUUCCACAUGGGUGAGGUGUAACUGUCAGUGACGAUGGUUUUCUACGCAUGUGUCGUGACCUGAGAGAUCUCACAUGAGAAAGUGUUGCAUGCCGUGGCAGCAGAUAGAAGUUCAGUCCACUGUGAUUUCAUUGUCAUGUGACAGAGGGCUACUCAGUCGGACCAAAGUUUCUGUGCCUUUAGUGUUCCUUUAAUUCAUAAAAGAAAAUUGAAAACAAUUAAAUGUUGCAUUUCAGGAUAAUGAAAUCUUUAAUUCCCACUUGUUUUUUAUACACUAAACAUCUCAGAAAUAAUAGUUCUGUAUAUUUUUCCUCUAAGUCUGACUUUUCUACAGCUCAAAAUGUAUGGAUUUGGUAAAGUUCUGAGGGCCAAUUAAAGGCUGAAUUGUUUUCUAACAAAGGAGAGGUGCGACUUGGUGUCCUGCUUUUUGAGUUUCCCCUCUCGUGGUCUCUUGUGUAUACUGCAUUACCUCUGUAGCAUGUCUAAUAAAACUCUUCUGUAGCUCUGCA
Solea solea (common sole) is the source of this 3945-nucleotide messenger RNA. It is a transcript of the gene ptbp2a, whose product is annotated as polypyrimidine tract binding protein 2a. Bases 107 to 1663 code for a protein of 518 amino acids. The transcript is spliced from 14 exons. Gene Ontology annotation, molecular function: mRNA binding. Gene Ontology annotation, cellular component: nucleus. The record is from RefSeq and is a predicted model, not a curated record. Lineage: Eukaryota; Metazoa; Chordata; Actinopteri; Pleuronectiformes; Soleidae. Gene Ontology annotation, biological process: mRNA processing; regulation of RNA splicing.